Lymnaea stagnalis (great pond snail) is the source of this 9674-nucleotide messenger RNA. Lineage: Eukaryota; Metazoa; Mollusca; Gastropoda; Lymnaeidae. The record is from the annotation of a GenBank genome assembly.
CGACGUUAUCCAGAUACUUGAGAUACUGAUACGUCUGAAUAAUUGAAUAAUGAACUGGGCUGAUUGCUAAUCUAAAAGAUAUUUACAUUUAUAAUUUCACUAACUAGUAUUUUUUCCUUAAAAUUGGGAACAAUGUCUUUAUCUGUGAGUGACCUCGAAAAAUUUCGACAAGAAUGGAGAAAGGAGCUUGAACACGAUAAAUUAAGCAAUGAUGAUACUUCUUCUCAAUAUCAUACUGGCACUGGACUUGAUCAAAACACAAUAAACAACGCUCAUUCGAGUCACUCACCACUAACACAAAGUUAUUCAACGGCCGCUCAGCAAAAUAUUGACCACACAAGCAAUGACCUGUUGAUAAAUAAUGACAAAAAUAAAAUAGAUAGUUAUAAAGAUGUCACUGUCAAUGUAAUUGAUGACACCAGUCAAGAUGCUGAUGGUGACUCUGAACAUGACAAAACUUCAAAAAACUUUAAUUUAUCUGAUGACAAUAGUGAAUAUUAUCCAUUCAAAAUAUUGACACAAUUUCUGAAUGAAGCCCCAAAGAGAUUGAAAACAAUUAAAGACAACAAGAGUAAUGUCAUAUCUUCUGAGCUUAAUUACUUUAGCAAACAUACAUAUUUUAACAAUGAAAUUAGUAUUACAGAAAACAGCUCUAAAAAAAUGAAAACUAUACAAAGGGAAUCUGAUGCUUUGAAAGAAGAAGAUGGUAAAAUUGUAAAGCCUAAGCCAAUUCUUGACAUUUUCAUAGCAGAUUUGGUAAGUUCUUGAUAAAUACUUUUUAAAGUUGUAAAUGAAAAAUCAUUCACUGUAACUGUAGCUGUGAAAUUAGGAUAAUAUAAGGGAGGACUGCACUCAAGCCAUCUGAAAUAAAUAAAUAGUAUUUUAGGCUUGGAAAAAAAAAAGGACAUAACAAUUAUUUGGACGUUUCGGCCAAAUGCCUUCUUCAGCAAACAAUACAAAACAAGAAGUAACAACUUAUUUGAAAUGAAAAUUUAACUGUGAAAUUAGUACUAUCAAAAUAAUUUUAAACAUAGUAAUUUGAUUUGUGUAAAAGAUUUUAGCUGGUCAUACUCAGAAUAAGUAACAGAAAGAUAUGGUGUUUUUUUAAAUUGUAUAAUAACUUUUACAGUACUUUAUUUAAUUUCAAUUUAAUAUGCGUUUUAUUAAGUUUUAAUGUAAAAUUUUUAGAGAGAAUCCUAAACACAAUAAAUAAUUUUUUUUUAAAGUGACAAAGUAUUGCAUCAACUGUACUGUUAACUGUGGAAAAAAAAAAAUUAUUAUUUAUACGAAGUGGCUAUUCGCACAUUACAUAACACAUCAAUUUUUAUAUUUUAAAUUCCUAUGAAUAAUAAGAGUAUGGCAAGUUUAAAUGGGUCCUGUUAUCUCAAAAUAAGUUCAAGUAUGUAGACAUGGUAACAGCUGCCUCCAUGUAUUUAAAGCAAACAUAACUUUAAUGAGUUAGGUUUAGUCACUCCAAUCAUACGUCUAUCAUACGUCUUUAUUAAAUUAUGAGAUGAAAUGCUGAUAAUAAUAAGGGAUAAGAAAGGCAAUGUUUCAAUGUUUUGGAUCAAAUCCAAGAAUAGGUAAUUAUAAGAAGUUACUCAUGCUAUAAAAAUUUUAAUUUCAUUGUUAAUAGCAGUAUUGUCUUUUGGGUUUUAAUUAAGGUAGAGUUAUUCUAAAAUUGGUUAAAUUUUAUCUAUAUUUUUUGUUUUGUUGUCAUAUUCCCUUUAAAAAAUCAAGUCGCCUAAAACAACAUAAACAAUGACAAAUAAUUUCACAUGAAGUUUUGUGUAAAAAUUAACCUUUGAAAAUGGUCCGAGGUUAAAAUAAAAGAACUUUUUCAUGGGGUAACCAGUGACACUUAUAUAGCAACAAACUUAAAUGGUUUAAAAAAAAAAAAAAAGAAUGACACAUUUUUAAACUUGCUAUUAUUUUUAAACUUGUUAUUCACUUUGAGAGUAAUUAAAAAUUUUUGUUUCAGGAUGAAAUAAAUGAAAUUCCUUUUUUUGAUACUAGCCUUCCACGUGAAGUAGCUCUCCAAAUUUUUCAGCAUCUAGACAUGAAAACGUUGUGCAGCUGUUCACAGGUUAAAUCAUUUUGAUGUGUGUUUAUUACAAUAAGCGCUUUGGUAAAAUGCAUUUUAUGUUCUAUACAGUGAACACUUUGAUAAAAUGCAUUAUAUGUUCUAUGCUAUAAGCACUUUGGUAAAAUGCAUUAUAUGUUCUAAACAAUAAGCACUUUGGUAAAAUGCAUUAUGUGUUCUAUACAAUAAGCUCUGUGGUCAAUGCAUUAUAAAAACCUUAGAAUGUGGCCUUUAAAUUAUUAGAAUUUUUACAGAUGGUUAUCACACACAUUAUACUGUGAGGAAUAAUACCAAACAUUGGCAUGAGAAACGCCAAAGUGCAUAAAGUUAUGCUUAUAAAUUACUUACAAGAACAUUUUAAAAUCAUUUCUCUAUAAUCCUUCCAUAAGUAAUAAAUUGAUACCAAGUGCCUAUGUCUGUUUUGUACACACAAAAGUAUAAACAACUUUUUGUAAAUGAAUUUAGCCAUUUUGAACAGUGUUUAUUAUAGACAAAAAGGUACUAAAGAAUUAAACUAUAUUCAGUUUAAAUGAGAAUUAGGAUUUGUUUACUCUGUACAUUAGCAUUUAUAUUUCAAGCUCGUACCUUUGGUGGACUUCACAUGCCAUGGUACUUUUAUUUUCUAUAACAGUGAACAAGAUUGUCUUACUUAACACAGGUUAGUCACAGUUGGCGGAGUCUUGCUGAUGAUGAGUUGUUGUGGUGCAGAAUCUGUCACAAUCUUGGAUAUGGGACUGAAAUGGAAUUAAGCGAUGGGCAAAACUGGAAGGGUAAAGUUAGAAGACACAUAGAGAAAAAAAGAUUGCAGCAUACCAACUGGAAAGUAAGUGCCCUGAGCUAAAAUAUUGGCAUAUUUUUCAAUCUUAUGAGGUAAAAUAUUUAAUAUAUUUAACUUAUAGAAAAAAAAAACUACUUAAAAUUUUUCAAAGGCUUAUAAUUUCUGUUGGAAUAAAAUUUAAAUCAUUUAUAGACCAAAAAAAAUUUAUGCAUUUAAAACUCAUGACUUGAUGCAAGAAUGUUUUUGAAAAAACAGUAAGGACAGAGGAUUUUUGUUGAAAAGGCUUUUAAACAAAUUUCACUAAAUCAUAAUGCUUUAAACAAAAUCUGUUUCUUAUUUGAUUUGGAUUUUCAUGCAUGGACGUUAUUGUUGGUGAAAAAUUAGGCGAGAAUAGGGAAACCCUACCACUUAAGCUUCCCACGAGGAGGUGUGCUAUGUGCUGUCCACUCACAUAAUUCAACUAUUGUAUCAGGGUAAGUUUCAUGUUUCACCAUUUAUUGUCAGCCUAUAAUUUCACUGUUUCAUUUCAAUUCAAUAUUCUUAGUGUUCAUGAAAAGACAGUUUAACUUGUAACAUUUCACUGACAUGAGACAUCACAUUGGGAAAUGGCGUCGGUGGGUCGUCAAGCGCGAGCUCUUAAUCCCCCCCCCCCCCCCCCCCCCCCUCCUCCGCCCACUCAUUACCGUCUCCAUACAAUCCUUCCUCCGCCCACCUCCACACAGGCCAGGCGCCGGGUCUCCCCACCGCCAGACCAUGCAGAAGCAUGUGGGGAACCUCCCCCCUGGCCUAGGGGACAUCUUGUCAACUGAAAACGCUGCAUUUAAAGCAUGCGCGGUCUACUCUCCCCUGGGUCAGGGCGGCUUUGCUUCCACUCCGGGGGAAAGGUGUUACGUUGCCACCCCCCACCGUCCAGGGAGUCUUUCGUUCGGGACGAAAGCUGGGAUGAAACGGUCAACAAGGAGUGGCUUUCUCACGGCCGUGUCGUUUUAGUCAUCGGAAUGGGCUUUACUCACCACCCAGACCUCAUAUCCAUUAACGGCAACUGACAUGAGACAGAAGGCUCAGUUUGAUCUCCUCACAUGCAAGUGUUUUAUGCUAAAAAAAAUGAGUUUAAAAAGAUUGUCAAACUUUCACUAAGUCUCCGCUAGAGUGCAGACUAAAGCAUUAGCUUUUAAACUUGACAACUCCAAGUAACCCUUUUCACUUUUAAGCAAUUUUUAAAGAAACCUCCAAUUUGCUUUUGUUAUCAUCCAUCCAAUUAAGCUUAAUGUUUGUAAUCAUAGAAAUUUUUUUAUAGGUGUCAAAGAAAAAUCUCCCAUUUUAGAAUUGAUGGGCUAAAAGACCCAUAUUGCAAUGGCAGGUGUCAAUAAAGUCUUGAAAUUUAUAGUAUAUAAUGGAGGUUUGGGAUUAUUAUUGAAAGCAAAUUAUUGACACAAUCAUUUCAGGUAUACAAGUUGUAAUGUUAGAUCAUGGAACACACAGACGGGAGAUGUGUGCACAUACAAUGCCAGCAACACUGCACUUGUUAUUGAUGAAAAUGCUACAGAUUUGGGGCGGAUACACAAUGAGAUCAAACAUAUUUCCACAACAGCUCUUGUAACUGCAGCAUCAUUUAAACAUGGUAAAGACCCUUUGGCUGACAAGUGUUUGUCCAAAACUAUGUAUUUUAACAUCACUGCUUGCCAGACUCUUUUUCUAUUUAUUGAAAGGGAUGAAUUGAUUCCCUGGUUAUUUGGUAGGUUUUUAAAUAGUAAAUAGAUUAGGUCCUUAGCUAUUAUUUUCUAUCCUAUUAUAAUAUUCCAUUCCUCAUCCUAGAACUGUGAUCCAAGGUUUUGUAUCAGCCUUAGCAUUGUGUUACCUUUUUAGGAGUGAGUUUAAAUCAUACAAUUUUAAAAUAUAGUUUAGUUUUAUUGCCUGUUGUAUCAUAAAGAAUUUUGAAAUGGCUGCAAUUUAAGUCUUUUUAUCAUCGCCUAUUAUUAACAUUUGAUCUUGAUCCUUAGGUUUUGUUGACAUAUGGUAUAAUGAAGAAGGUACAGAACCUGUUCACACAAUAAGGUUCAAUAACCCCGACAUAACAAGCUUAUCUGUCCAUGAUGUUAGCGCUAAAUGUUCAGUAAUAGCAGCAUCACAAGGCCACAGGGUGCAACUGGCUUCAAUUGGGGGGACACAAGAAGGAUCCAUUUUGGAUUUUGAUAUGCAUGCUGCGGUAAACUUUGUUUCAGUAGUUAAUUACAUUGUCACCUUUCAAUAUAACAAAGCAUGCAUACCCAAAUAAAUGUAUUCAUUGAUGAGAGUCUGUGUGUAAUUUUUGGUAGUCUUUUGAAAAAUCAUAAUGGUUUUGUAUACAAAUAAAGUUAAGAAAAUACAUUUAAGCUCAGCUACAACCUGUUGAGUUUUCUGACAAAAUAUUAAAUGAUAAUUGAUAGAGACUUUAUUUAAAAGCAAUUAUAGAAUACAAUACAAAAUUUUAUAAUUUUUUUAUUGAUUAUAACAAAUACGCAUGAAACUUGAAAGCCUUAGUCUAAAAUGAAUUUUGCUAUUUUUUGUCAAAAUAUAUAAAACAAUAAAUUUUAUUAACUAUCUUUGUCUCUCAAUUGUAACAUCACUAAGUAUUAGAAUUUGAUACAAUUUUUCUCCUGUAGGUGACUUUUGUUGAUUGGUUUACAAGCGGCUACUCCUCCACACCACUCCUACUGUUGACUUGUAAUAAUACUGUGCACCUCAAAAAGAUUGAAAUGGGGUUUAGUUGUGCAUCAGCACAACAAGAGAAUAUGACAGAAGUAAGAACUGAAUUAAAACUAAGUGCUAAAGCCAAGGAUAAAUGCUAUUAUUUCAGUUGCUCUAUACUUUUGAACAAUAAAAUAUUUAGUUGUACAGGUACAUCUUGAUAUAAAAAAAAGUAUAAAAUGUAGAAGGGAUAACCAGUUGGAAUUAAGACUAAAACUUUAAUUUUCCUAUUCAGUUGCUGUAUAACUUAAAGAAAAAAUAUAUUGUUUUCUAAGUUGUUUUUGGAUGGGCUGGAUUUUGUAAAAUUGUCUGGACUAACCAACUAUGUGUUCUAAGUGGUUGUGAGCUUUUUCAAUAUUGACCCUACCAUAAGAUAUAAUUUAAAAAAAAAUUUGAAUUUAAAUUUCUGAUGUUACCUUUUUCAAGGUUCACAAUAUUAUUUGGGCUCCUAUAACAGCCAUUGGAUUUCGUGAGAGUUUCCAUGAAAUAGCAGUUGGUUACAACUUGUAUGCACCAUCAACUCAAGUUAAGGUGAGAUACAACAAAUCUAUUAUUCCAUCUGUGACAAUUUAGUCUUGGCGAUUCAGUUCAAAGAUUUUUUAUGUCUUUUUUUAUCUUAAGUAUUUCUCUCCUUCCUUAACAAAUAGUGAAGUGGGUAAACAGUAUGGCUUUCAGGGGGGAGUUAGGGAAUUUCAUGCUUAUUAAGACAGACUCUUUCAAUUAAAAAAAAUUAUAAAUGACUCUGUGGGUUAUAAUAUCUACUUCACUGUUUUCAGACUUUGUGGGUUACAUUAGCCACUUCACUGUUCUCAGAUGUAGUGGGUUACAUUAGCCACUUCACUAUUCUCAAAUGUUUACAGAGAGCUUUUUACAAAUUAUAAAUAUCAAUACUUGAGAAAUUUGAUCCCCCCCAAAAAAAUCUAGCUCCUUUUAAUUUUAGGGUACCUCAGUUUUUUCCAAAGUGGUGUUCCACAAGCCUUCCUUUGGCUGUUUCCAAAAUAUUAGUAAAGAAAAAAAAUGUUGCAGAAAUUUUCCUUGGUUGAGUUUUGUUUUGAAGCCAUGUUCAAAAUAACAUGUCUUGAGCAUAAAAUUUAAAAAAUGACAUGAUUGACCCUAUCAUAGUCAAGCACAAGUGCCUAUAGUCACCUGUCCCUUGUCUUGCAUUAAAUAGUCACUGUUGUUACCCAGUGGCUAAAUUGUUGUUUUUACUCCAUUUUUAAAUUCCUAGCACAAAUUAAAUAAUAAGUAAGUCAAAAUGUUGCAAUUAUAAAGUGUUUAUUUUAAAGCAGCCGUAAAAAAAUGCCUAGGAUUUAACAGUAAAAGUUAAUAGUAAAUGGUUGGGCCAAUCACAAAUUUACAAUAUCCCAGUAUUCCAUGACAUAUUUAAUGUAAAAUGAAAAGAAAAAUAAUGAACAUAAUAGAUCUGGCCUUGGUCCGUGGGGAAACUUGUGCACCAAGCUUGAAAGUUUGGGAAGCACUGGUGUAGAACGCAAUUAUAAGAUUGAAGGUAUAUUCCUUAAUCAUAACAGUAGCAUUCCACAGGUUAACGUCUACGAUUCAAACAACAACCAACUCAAAGCUUCUUUGACUGGUCACACCUGGCUUAUCUCUUCCAUUCAUAUGCCAGACUCUUUGCCACAUCAACUUGUCACAGGAAGUGGGGACAGAAAGUAAGUAGUGAUUUGCCAAAUGGUUAUUUCUUGAGCCCAUCAGAAGGUCAGAUUUAUCCAUUAGCUUCUAAACCAGCAAAAUGAAGAUGGAUAUACCACAUAUAAAUUAAUUUCUUGGGACAUUUUUUAAAAGUUACUUCAAAACUACCAGCAAAAAAACUACACUGUGGUCUCUGUGAUAGUGACAUAUUUUAAGUGCUUAAAAUACCAUUAUCCAUCUAAUGUCACUGGAAAAGAUUUAGAUAAUGGAGAUGUUUAUAAACGCUCUAAAGAAUGCCUUCACUUCAUUGCAUAUUUUAGUAUAACUUUUAGAGCUGCUUGCUUAUGAAGUUACACAAUUUUUAAAUUGUAAUUAUCAUUUGACAGUGGUUUCAAACAUGUUGAUAGUUCAAUAUCAAAGAGUAAAGUUUAAUUCUGAUUUCAUAUUCUGGAAAGGCUCAUUUUGACCAGACUUUUUCUGAGAAAGUAAACUUUUUUCUUAUUAAUUAAAACUUUCAACAUACUAAAAUUUAUUUUGACAUUUGAGUUGUUCAAUUACAGAAUUAGAAUGUAUGACACCCGAUUGGGAAGCAGUGCAUCUAUGACACUAGUUGGUCAUGUUGCCAGAGUCAGGACUGUGCAGAUGGAUGGAUGGAAGAUUGUGUCAGGUGACGAGGGAGGGUUUGUUUGUGUUUGGGAUCAGAGGAUGCGUCAGAAAUUAUGGGAUAUCCACAACAGGUGAAUAAAAUAGAAAUAUUUUAUGUGAAUGAAAAUAUGGCAUUUAUGGGAUGUUAAUGUUAAAAGUAAUGGCAAUUAAUUAAUUUCAAAAAUGAUUUUAAAAUUAUUAAACUUUUAAAUAAAAAUAUUCCCAAGUACAGUUCUGAAAUCUUGCCAACCAAAGAUUCACAAUGCAACACUUUACUGUUACUUGUUCUGCAGACACCCAGUGGAGUACUGCCAUUUUGAUGAAAGGCUUCUCAUUGUUGGAAAUGUUCCUUAUCAGAAAUUCCCACAGCAAGAUGAAUUUGAAACUGUUUCAUCGCUGAGGUGAAUAAAAUAGUUUUGGUCUUGAUGCCCAAAUUUUAGAGAAAUUUUUAAGUUUCUUAUUAAAAAUAAUUUUUAUUAGAGCACUUUUUCCUUAGAUGAAACAUGACAUCAUCUGUGGCAGCACAAAUUCUCAAUAAGAAAUACAUUUUGUCAACAAGAUAGAUUAACCUAGAGUCAUUUGUAAGAUCCCCUUUUAAUAUACAUUUUUAUUGUACAAUGUUUACAAGUUAUUAAUUUGGGGAUCUCAAUUUACUGAUAACUAGGCUUUUGAAAGAAGAUUUACCAGUACCUUCAAUUUUUUUUUUCAAUAAAGAGUAAAAGAUAAAAUAGUUCUUAUAAGGAGCUAUUACUAGUAUUAGUUAGAAAUUUACUUUUCAAAUAGUAUAAAAAUAAAUUAGAAGAUUCUCCUGAAAGUCACGUUAGACUAAGAACAAGUUUUAUUACUUUUUAUAAACACAGAUAUCGAGGCACUGUGCAAGUUUAUGACUUCCUGGCCAACCAGCAAACUCAGGGCAUUCCUGACAUCUGUUUGUCUUCUUACAAUGAACCAGAGGCAUACGACUACAAUUUAGCACUCACAGUCCCUUAUGAUGUUGUGUCAUGAGAACUUUCUACUUAACAGGCUUGUUCAGAAUCCUGUUAUUUAAAAAUCAUAAAGUCUACACCUCCAUCAAAAACCAAAUCUGUUCUUAUAAAAGCUGAUGUUGAUAACAAUCUCACUAAAAUUUCAUUACAUUCAUGUUAUUCUUUUAUUGUUUUAAGAGCAAAUAUACAUAUCUGUUAUUUUAAGAUGGAUUGCUCCUAAAUUAGCAGUAACAUCAGAGGCAUCAAAACUUGGUUUGAUUAAACAAUUCUAUUGGUUAUAUGACACACUCUUGCCUCCUGAAUGGUUCUUUCAAGUCACACUUAAGGUUGCUUCAGAAAUGUUUUGGAUGGUUUUAUUAUUUUAGAAAAUUUUAACUCAAUAUUUUCAUACUUAAAAAUGAACCCCGUGUUCCUGAUGAUGAAUACAUGACAAAUGAGAGAGAGAGAGGGGGACGGGGUGAGUGUCUUUUGAUUGAAGUUAAAUUGCAGCUUUUGUUGUCUGAUACCAAGCGGCUUGUGUAUUUAUUAUAAAUUUAUAGUUACAAAAGUUGUGGGAAGCUGGAUUGAGAGAAUAAAUAUGUCAUUCUAAUUCUAGUCCUAAUGUUUUGCUUAUUCACUGGUGCUGGUUAAAGAUACUUAAGAAAUAAUCUAAUUUACUUUGCAGAGCCACAAGCUGUAUUUUUUAAAAAUUAAGCCUUGUAUCUACAGUAGGAAUGAAACACAAACAAAACAUUAUUUAUUCAUAAAAACCAAUUUAAUAUUUCACUUCCGAGGUCAUUUUAACAUUUUCUGAACAGCAAAUUAU